AUGCCUGCGCUUGACGUCGGAAACCCAGGCGUUCCCGCCGUGGUGAGCGUCGGUAAGCUCUUCGACGAUCUCCUCGGCGAGGCCGCCGCCGCGAAGCAGACCGACACCAUCGAACCCGCCGUCAGCCCGUCCGACUUCAUAGAUCUAUCGUCGCGCAUUAUCGCAGCAUCAACAAGCGAUGUCGCAGCCAGCGAUGAACCUGGCGAGGCCACACAAGGGGUUGACAAGUCUCGACAGUUCGCGGUGGUUGAGACGGCCGCGAGGGACUUGUUUGACCAGCUCAUUGCUUCCACUUCGAUCGACUCGCCGGAAUUUGUCAAGAUGUGGAAUUUGCUAGAUGUUCUUUCCAUGCUAUCAGACAAUGGCCAGUGCGACCCGGCCUUGAUGUUCUGGCUGGUGGAAGAGCUGCUGGACAGCCAAACGAUCGCCGGAUGCCGAAAGGUUUUCGAUUAUCUCGAGUCGAGACGCGAUCGCAUUACAGUCAAUCACUUCAAGCAAAAACAGCUUGUCAUCUUGCGGAGCUGUAAUGAACUUUUGCGCCGCCUUUCUCGCGCCGAGGACACGGCCUUCUGCGGCAGGGUCUUCAUCUUUCUCUUCCAGAGCUUUCCUCUCGGCGACAGGAGCUCUGUGAAUCUCCGAGGCGAAUACCACGUUGAAAAUGUCACGAGGUAUGAGACGGAUGAUCUGGAGGGAGAAACGAAGAUGGAUAUCGACGACCAAGCGAAGACACCAAAGGAGUCUCCGGACUCUAAGACCACUGCGAAAGGGGUCUCGUUUGGUUCCAAGGACACACUCGAGCCCGACGCUCUUUACCCUCUAUUCUGGUCGUUACAAGAGAGUUUCAGUCAGCCGUUGAAGCUAUUCGACGUUGCCCAUUUCAACAAGUUUAAAACCAGCUUGGAUGCCACCAUGAAAGCGUUCCAUGCGUUGACGAGCGCCGAAGGACCCAUGUCCUCGAGGACGUCCGAAAACAUGAGGAGAAAUUUGAAACGCAAAAGAGAGGAGGAAGAUGAAAAACCCGGCGAUACCCCCGAGACGUUCAACCCCAAGUAUCUGACGAGCAAAGAUCUUUUCGAAUUAGAGAUAGGCGAUUUGUCUUUCCGGAGGCAUGUCUUGGUCCAGGCGCUCAUCAUCACCGACUUCAUCUUGUCCAUGUCUGCAGGCGCAAAAGAGAAGCUGGCAAACAUGGUCGCUUCCAACAAAUCAGUCAUGUACAACGACCAACUGAAUGAUGAAAACACGAAAUGGGCCACAGACAUGAAGAUGACAAUCUCGGACUACCUGAAGAGAGGGCCUGAUGGCCCAUACUUCUACAGGAUGGUCGAAACUGUGCUGGCUAGGGACAAGAACUGGGUCUUUUGGAAGAUGGCCAGUUGCCCGCCUAUUCAGCGGGAGCCCGUCUCCGACGAGUCGUUCAACGAAUCCAAGGGCGUGGCCCAGCGUAUGGCCACAAACAAGCGACUUCGGCAAACACCGAUGGGCUCAGUAUCCAUGGAGUUUCUGCGAGAUGACGACCGCAAGCUGGCGAUGGAUAACCUCCGGUCAGCAGAGAGAUAUCAACUACCAGAGCUUGACGACUUCAAGAGAAAGAUCGCGGAUGACGACUUCGAGAUCAGCAUGCCGACAAAUGACCAGACCAAGGCCGAUGCAGUAGCCGGCAAGGCUAGCAAGAGCUGGAGAGCCCUUCGCAUAGCCGGACGCAUGAAGUUGGCGGCGUUUGAUAAGAUCGACGACCCCAAGACCAUUGAACCUGUGUUUCAGGAACUUGACGAAGAUGGCGACGAGGACGAGAUGGAAGAGGAUGCGGCCCGAGAAGAGGAUAUGCCCGAAGACCGCGGCACAAUCAUCGUCUGCACCCUCGCCGGGGCAGGCAAGUCGGCGCUGGUGGCGAAACUGAUGGAGCGCCAUACCGGCGUUUUCACACCCGUGGUGCGACACACCACACGGGAACCACUCGACGGCGAAGUGAAGGGCAAACACUUCCAUUUCGUCACCGUUCCAGAGUUCAAUCAGCUUCGGGAUGGCGAUCGCCUGCUCGAAUAUGGCACACGGGACGGCACUGAGUACGGCACCAGCACAAAGGCAGUUGAAGCUGUCACGGAAUCUGGCAAAGUUCCGAUCAUUGAAUUGGAUCUCGAGGCCACUCAGUUCGCAAAGGACAUGGAUUUCGAGGCACGCUACGUUCUAGACAACCCCUCGUCUGCCGAUGCCUUGCGCCAACGCCUCGCGAGCUCCGGCCACGACGAGGCGGCAAUAACGGCCUUCCUCGCCAAGCAAACCGCGCCGCCGGACGAGGGUAAGGUUGCGGAGUUAUUUGACAAGGUCAUUCAGGAGGAUGAGAUUGAGUCAGCCGUACAAACUCUCAGUGCCUACGUCUUCAAACAGGCAUCUGGUGAGGCCGGAACAGCGACGCAAUCGCAAGGCGGUGAGGAUACAGUGAUUGUCGAUUCCAACACCAAUGUCGCCGGGGAAACCAACGGCGAUGCUGCCAAUGCAAAGGCUCAUACGGACGGUGGCGAGGAGGCACAAGGCGAUGGCGCGGAACAGCCUGACGGCGACACAAACAUGACCGACGCCCAGCCAGAGAAGCCGGAAGGUGAGCGUGUUGACUCCGAGGGCCCAUCCAUCGUUGUCAAGACCUGA
This is a messenger RNA of Purpureocillium lilacinum, 2643 nucleotides long. RefSeq lists its product as uncharacterized. Gene Ontology annotation, cellular component: THO complex part of transcription export complex. Gene Ontology annotation, biological process: mRNA export from nucleus; regulation of DNA-templated transcription elongation. The record is from RefSeq and is a predicted model, not a curated record. Lineage: Eukaryota; Fungi; Ascomycota; Sordariomycetes; Hypocreales; Ophiocordycipitaceae.